This is a messenger RNA of Lodderomyces pseudojiufengensis, 1131 nucleotides long. RefSeq lists its product as uncharacterized. The record is from RefSeq and is a predicted model, not a curated record. The coding region runs from base 1 to 1131 and encodes 376 amino acids. The transcript has a single exon. Lineage: Eukaryota; Fungi; Ascomycota; Pichiomycetes; Serinales; Debaryomycetaceae.
AUGAAAUAUGAUCUUUAUAAAUUAAGAGAAAGAGACCCCGGUUUUAGCGAGUCUACUCAAGUAAUGACUGAUCAUGGACCGGCUGACUAUCAACAAUUGAAAAAAAUGCUUAAAGAAGGAGUUGACUUUAAAGUCCUAGCUAUUAACAAAGAAACUGGUAGAUUUAUAUAUCGUUCUGGCUUACUUGUUGUCAUGAAUUAUUCAAAAAUUAUGAUGAAUCAUGUCGAAAAUAAUGGUGCUCACUCAAUUGACUUUAUGGUUAAUAAAUAUACUCAAGUCAUGAGUAGAAAUGAAUCAAAUAUACAUAUUGAAAGAGGAAGUCAUUUAACAUUUGAUGUGACAGAUGAACGAUAUUACAUGCCUGCUGUGAGACCAAGAUAUUUGAAAGUGAAUGAACCACAAAGAAUUCAAACUAGGGUAAACGGUAUAGAUACUCAAAUUGAAAAAGAUUCUAUUUUUAAAGAUAUGGUUGAACAUUAUGAAAAUAAUCAUGAAUUGGCAUAUGUGAUUGGUGCUUUAGCUAAACGUUCGACUGUCAAAGAAGAUACUAUUUUUAUAUAUUCUGUUAAUGAUGAUAUUUCGAAAGCUUUAACAACUUUAGACAUAGCUUUUAAGAAAGGUUCUAGGAAUAAAAUAAUCGUUAAUGAUUUAGAUUUUUUCAAUUACUAUAAUCAAAUUUUCAGUGGUUUUAAUGGUUACGAUUAUUUUAGCAAGAUCCCACAACUUGCCUUCACAAUGAAUAAGGUAGAAGUACUCCACUUUUUAAGAGGUCUUUCAACCGUUGGAAUUGAUCAUACAGAUAAUAUGAUUGUUUAUACUCUAAAGGAGGAAGUUAAGGAUCAGGUGUUACGAUUGAGUUUACAUGCUGGUCUAAAUGCUUGUGAAAUAAGAAAUUCCGUAAGUAUUACUCAAGAAUUGAAUAUGCUGAAUUAUUCCCUUUCUAUCGAAUCAAGUGGCUUUAAAGAAGUGACCUACAAAGGAUUGGUAUUCCAAAUUCAUUUCAAUAAAAACACAGGACAUCCUGAAAAUGAUAAAAUAUAUGAUCAUUUAUUGUUAAUAGGUCCUAAAAAGUUAAUUGCUGGUACAGAUAUCAGAUCAUACAAAAACAUGAUCGUAACAAGUUUAAAAUAA